GGUCAAAGCGCGAAUUUGUUCCAUUGGUCGGCUCAAGGAGAGAAUGUUCAAUGCAGUACAAAAACUGGAGUACACACAAAUACGACGGCAAACGAAGAGCACCCUCUUCAAUAAGGAGAAAUUUCUCGUCUUCUGCGAUGCUUCGGGCUCUGCUGUUACUUUCCCUCCUGGGAUUGAUCCCGUGGGUCAACGCGCACCAGGAAACAGGUGAGUGGACUUGCGAAUCGGAGUCGGAGAUCCGAGUCCAGGCCGAUUACAAACCUGGACUCAUCACCCUCGAUGGCCUCGCCGACGAUUGGGAGGACAUUGAUGGUUCGGAAUUCUCUCUCCGUCCUGCUCUGGAUCCCGACGAGGACCACGAGUACGCCGGUGGAAAAAUGACCGUUAAGGCUUUGCAUGAUGGAAAGGAUGUCUUCUUCUUGUUGCAAGUUGAUGGGGACUAUGCAUACGUGAAUGGAGACAGCAGGAAAUGUCCAUCUGUGGCCCUUAUGUUUCAAAUUGGUGGAGAUGCUUCCUAUCAUAAUAUGGGUGGGUGUAAAGAAGGGCCUGACUCUUGCACUAACAAGAAUUGCAAAGGCCAUGAAGUUGACAUGAUGCAUUUCUCGAUUGGAACAGCUAUUCCAGGACGGCUCUAUGGUGGCAAUCCAAUUGACAAUAGCAAUGGAACUGGAGGUGACAGGUGAUGUAGUACAAUUACAAGCUUUCUUGGUGUAGUACAAUUGUACAACCAAAACUGUGACUGAUGUGCUACCUUGUACAACCUUGCAGACUCAGCACUUUAUAACUUAUGUUUUCCUUUAUUUUUCUGGUUAUGUCAUCAACAGAUUUACAAGCUUUCUUGGUGUAGUACAAUUGUACAACCAAAAUUGUGACUGAUGUACUACCUUGAACAACCUUGCAGACUCAGCACUUUAUAACUAAUGUUUUCCUUUAUUUUUCUGGUUAUGUCAUCAACAGAUUUGGUCAUUUGGUUGAUCUAUAUGCUUGGAACCCACACUGUAGAUACCUCGAUGGCAUUGGUCGUUCAGGUGGUCCAGAUGGAGCUUUUGAAGAUAAUGAAAACUUUAAGUGCUUCUUUUAUGAUCAAAUCAUCAAUAUGGCACAUCAAUUUGUUUCUGUUUUGAUUGAAAAUGUUAAACUAUUUUUAUAUGUGCCUUUAUAGUGCAUGUCUGCCACCAAGUAUGCUAGACUAGCUCAUCAUUCUGCUGCAUUAUCUACUUUUAACUGUUUGAACUUUGAAGUUAGAUCUUUGUCACUGCCUUUAGCCUUCUAAUGGGCCACGCCCAUCACUCUUGAAGGUGGAGCAUUACCGUGCCUAGGGCAAGGUGGUUUGCUGGUGCUUGUGGGAUUAGUUGGGCCAAAGGUCUUUAUACCUAUGUUAUCAUCUAAGAAAAAGAAGUAUAGUAU
Messenger RNA from Rubroshorea leprosula, 1407 nucleotides. The record is from the annotation of a GenBank genome assembly. NCBI's taxonomy places the organism in Eukaryota, Viridiplantae, Streptophyta, Magnoliopsida, Malvales, Dipterocarpaceae.